This is a messenger RNA of Coffea eugenioides, 2784 nucleotides long. RefSeq lists its product as uncharacterized. The transcript is spliced from 2 exons. Gene Ontology annotation, biological process: positive regulation of growth. The record is from RefSeq and is a predicted model, not a curated record. NCBI's taxonomy places the organism in Eukaryota, Viridiplantae, Streptophyta, Magnoliopsida, Gentianales, Rubiaceae. Bases 261 to 2042 code for a protein of 593 amino acids.
UCAGGUCUUCCUUCCCCGCUGCAUGUGGCCUCUGUGCUCCUGCCCACCCCUGAACUUUCCAAAUCUCUUUUCCUCCCCUUUCUUCACGCCCAGAUAGAAAAAACUCCCAUUCAUUCCUCGUGAUUCGUGCUGUUUAUUGACUCUGAUUCCUUUAUGGUUUAGCAUUUCCAACGAAUUUUUUGUCUGAAUUCAGGAUGGUAAUUUGAUAGGAGAUUGUUUGACUUGGAGACUGUCUGUGUGGAUUGUUGGUAGAAGUGAAGAUGGUUUCUGAAUCAUGGUUUCGGAGUUUGUGGAAACCAUCAAAAAAGCACGGGGUUGGUCAAGAAAAGGCUAUAAUAGGAGUGUUGGCAUUUGAAGUUGCAAGUUUGAUGUCUAAACUUGUUCAUCUGUGGCAGUCUCUUAGUGAUAAGCAGGUUGCUAAGUUGAGGGAAGAAAUUAUGAAUUCAACGGGUAUCAGGAAGCUUGUAUCGGAUGAUGACGAUUACAUUGCGAGGUUGGUAUGGACAGAGAUGAUGGAGAAUUUGGCACAUGUGGCAAGAGCAGUUGGUCGGCUAUCCAAGAAAUGCAGUGAUCCUUUGUUAAAAAGUUUCGAGCAGGCCUUUAGUGAUCUGGUCGACUGUGGUUCUGACUCUUAUGGGUGGUUACUCACCUCGAAAAAGAUGGAUAGGAAAAUGAGGAAGAUGGAACGAUUCAUUAUGGUUAAUGCAAAUUUAUAUCAAGAAAUGGAAGCACUUGCUGAUCUUGAACAGACUUUGAGGAGAAUGAAGAGUAAUGAUGAUGCGGAUAGCAUUAGUUUGGUUGAGUAUGAGAAAAGGGUUGCUUGGAAGCAGCAGGAGGUAAGGCAUCUAAAGCAGUUGUCUGUUUGGAACAGGACGUAUGAUUACACAAUUCUACUUUUGGCAAGAUCUGUGUUUACAAUAUGUAGUAGGAUAGCGCAUGUGUUUGGACUUAGUAAUGUGGUUGAUGUGGCAGCCAAACAGUCCAAGAACCUUGAUUCUGAUCAUAUUCAUCGCAGCCGCUCAGUAGUUUUUAUGCAGUCAUCAGUGCACCCAUCGGAAAAUAACAUUUACAGGUUUGCCUCUGGACCGUUGAACAGGGUAACUAGGAAAUCUGGCCCAGUGUCGAGAACAAAUAAAGUAAGCAUAUCUGGCCUUCUUGGAAAAUCACUUGCAUCGUCAAGCCCUGAUUCUGCGAAACAUAAUGCAAUCAGCUCACAUUCAGCUCCUCUUGGGAGGUCGUCAACAAAGUCUGGCCCACUUGAGAAAGCAAACAAAUCUGUCCUCAAAUUCUUUCAAUUUCGUAAUCAAUCAUCACAUUCUCAGGGUAAAAGCCCAAAUUCAAAGCCCAAUCAGUUGAUUACCAUGGGACCCUUAGGUGGCUGCAUGAUGGGAGGUAAUACCUCUCCCGUGAAAAAUUGCCAUUUGGAUGCAAAUCUAGAGGGAAUCACAGAUGAAAAUAUUGCGCAACAUGCUCAGAACAACUUGGUUCCUGGUAAGUUGUCAAUCUUCAGUUCCAAAAACAAGCUGUUGACUGCUCCUCCUGAAACUCUUGGUGCUGCAGCAUUGGGAUUGCACUAUGCAAAUAUUAUCAUUGUGAUUGAAAAGCUUGUUGUAUCACCUCACCUGAUUGGUCAUGAUGCAAGAGAUGACCUGUACAACAUGUUGCCUGCCAGCAUCAGAUCAGCCCUUAGGUCAAAACUAAAGCCAUAUUCCAAAAGCUUGAAUUCAUCCAUUUAUGAUACAGUUCUUGCAGGAGAAUGGAAUGAGGCAAUGACCGGAAUUUUAGAGUGGUUAGCUCCACUUGCUCAUAACACAAUUAGAUGGCAGACUGAGCGAAGCUUUGAGCACCAGAAUUUAGUUUCCAGAACAAAUGUGGUUCUCGUACAAACCCUUUAUUUCGCUAAUCAGGAAAAGACAGAAGCAACAAUUGCAGAGCUUCUUGUUGGUCUCAACUAUGUCUGGAGAUUUGGUAGAGAACUCAAUGCAAAAGCUCUAAUGGAAUGCACUAGUGGCACAACUUUUGAUGAUUAUUUGGAGGUUUAGCACUUCAGCCAUUUGUCAAGCUACUGGAAGCAGCUAGUGGUUGAAAAGCUUAGAGCAAUGAUCAGCCAACUUCUGGUUAAGAUACAAUGGACCCACUUCAGCGUUCUGAUGAAUAGUUGAUGAUUAACUUGACAAUUUUUCUUAACGCAAGGAUCCUGUGACCUGGCUGGCAUCCUGUAUUGUUAGGAUGUGCUUCUUUUUGGUAAUGAGAAUAUGAGACCGUAAUUCCUAUCUGGAAUAUUUGCCAAGAGGUCAUCCUUCCUGUGGUGCAGUCUGAUUUACUCGUCGCAAAACUCAGCUGGCUGUUGAGUGGUGCCCUCCAUUUAGGUUGUCUCACUUUGGCUCUGGUUUGGAUACUCAAAAUCCACGUUAUAUUAAGCGUAGUACCUGGUAGAAAUAUAGUUGUUAGCUUCUGCUUUCAUAUUUAUGUUGUAAAUUCAUUUUAAAAGGGCUUUUCACCAAGUAUACAGACAGUGGAAGACAAGAAGUUCUCCGUUCAUUCUGCUGCUUAAAAUCUAAACCAGACAUGGCAGGAAAGAAAUUAUCUUUGCUCAUGUUGUAGGAAGUGUGAGUCUAGUAAUCCAACCAUUAUCGCUCGAUUUCCUUUUAUUGGGUUGGUUCCCAGCCCCUUUUCUUCUUUGUACAAGCUGUUGGACUUUCACUUGUAUCAUAUUUGUUCGAGAAGAUGUGGUUUGCAGAAGUAUGCAACGCAUAAUGCAUUAUCAAGGCAGUAAGAAUUUAA